This is a messenger RNA of Ostertagia ostertagi, 330 nucleotides long. Lineage: Eukaryota; Metazoa; Nematoda; Chromadorea; Rhabditida; Trichostrongylidae. The record is from the annotation of a GenBank genome assembly.
AUCCACUUAAUCACUCUGAAAGAUCUUCCGCUCUCACGUCAUUUGGAUGCUGCGACUAAAAUCAUCGAAGACGAGCACAACAACGACAAACUGUGGCGGUCGAUUUGGGAUCCAGCGAUGAAAGACCACCCGGAAGCGCGAAGUGCCGAGUACGAUGUGCUCGUCAAUUCAAAAACCUAUUUUCUCUACAAUGCAACUCUGGAGGAUCCAUUCUCGACUGAAUUUUUCGUUUGGAUCGAUGCCGGUUACGGACACGGCAAUCAAAGUGUCUUCCCGUACAACAACAAAUGGAAACCGCAAUUCCCUCACAACAAGAUUUCCGUAAUUAAG